Panicum virgatum (switchgrass) is the source of this 1087-nucleotide messenger RNA. Its product is annotated as E3 ubiquitin-protein ligase ATL23-like. NCBI's taxonomy places the organism in Eukaryota, Viridiplantae, Streptophyta, Magnoliopsida, Poales, Poaceae. The record is from RefSeq and is a predicted model, not a curated record. The transcript has a single exon. Bases 336 to 1019 code for a protein of 227 amino acids.
GCCAGGCCGCUUGGCCGCGCCCGCGCCCCAGUUCGAGUCACCUACUACUACUAAGGUUACCGAGGGCAGCACCACCUCUUGUCGUUUUCACCAACCGAGCGAGAGGCCUAGUGCCAUGUCCUGAUCACCCAACAGUUGCAGCACCGGUGAGCGAUGACCAUUUGCGGCAUUUGUUAAUCCGAUCCAGCACACCGUUUCUUCCAAAGCAAGAGCUUAAAGAAUUCGGUAAUGCUAUACGCGUGAGCAGACCCGACGUCGCUUUUAACAACAUGUACUGUGCGGCAAGUUUGUCAAAGAGGCGGACAAGGAGAUAGGCAUGGAAGGAAGAUGAAUCGAUGCAAUUGACCUGGGCCAGAAGAUCCAGCGACCUGCUGCGGGGUGGUUCUUCUCCAGCCACUUGCGGGUCCCUUUGUCCACUUCUACUAUGGCGCCGGUUAAUCUCCUCUGCACUCUCGUUUCUCGUCCUAGCUAGGCGAAGGCGACGGGCUUGGUGGCUCUGGCUCGCGGCGGCGUCCGAGUCCGCUGCAUCAAUGGCGGCAGUGGCGCUGUCCGUGCUCCUCCUCGUCGCCGGCGUCGUGGCGAUGCUCGUGCUGCACAUCCUCAUCGUCUUCUGGGCGCUCCGGCGGGGCAUCACGCUCCGCGCCGCGGCGUCGCGGCAGGACGACGAGGAGCGCGCGGAGGGGCUGUCGGCCGAGGAUCUUGACGGGCUGCCGUGGCACGAGCACGACCACGAGGGCAAGGCCGGCGCGGGCGGCGAGUGCGCGGUGUGCCUAGAGGCGUUCCAGCCCGGGGACCGGUGCCGGGCGCUGCCGGGGUGCGAGCACGGGUUCCACGCGCAGUGCGUGGACCCCUGGCUGCGCAAGAGCCGCGUGUGCCCCGUCUGCCGCGCCGUGGUCGCCGUCGUCGACACAGGCAGCGGCAAGGCGGCCGGCGAGGCCGCCGCCUCGUCGGAGAUCGUGGCUGAAAGACGGGGGCGCGGAUCGGUAGCUAGUGAGUUCGGCUUCCACUUUGCCGUCUGAUUCGUUCGUGUUUGUACAUAUACAUAUACAUAUAGAAAGAAGGGAAAGGUCUAUUUUUCAACCUCCAA